This is a messenger RNA of Macrosteles quadrilineatus (aster leafhopper), 2871 nucleotides long. Its product is annotated as serologically defined colon cancer antigen 8 homolog. The transcript is spliced from 13 exons. Gene Ontology annotation, cellular component: centrosome; centriole. Bases 1 to 1938 code for a protein of 645 amino acids. Gene Ontology annotation, biological process: establishment of cell polarity; tube formation; centrosome cycle. The record is from RefSeq and is a predicted model, not a curated record. NCBI's taxonomy places the organism in Eukaryota, Metazoa, Arthropoda, Insecta, Hemiptera, Cicadellidae.
AUGCUCGGGUGGAAGCGUCAAAUCAAAUCUCGUCCUCGCGCUCCUGCUAUACUAUCAGACAUGCUGCGCUCCAAGAAACCCAAACUAAGGAAAAGCAAAAUGGAGGGACUCCACAAGAAGGGGGCAGGAUACACAGAUUUUGCCUAUCGAGAGGCAGUGUCUAAGCUAAGAUAUCUUCUGGCUGAGUCAUAUACUCCUUCCACAGGGUUCUCAAAAUACUCUUUGGGUCACUACCACCCGUUCCUGCCAGGAGAUGGGAGUAUAAUUCCGUCAACGCCACGACCUGCAAUCGUCCUCAAGAAACCCGAUGCAGAUUCCCAGCCGACUCCAGAGCUAAUGUCUUUUGUCCAGCGCCAAGAGGAGUAUAUAGAGCAAUUGGAGAAAGAAUCGCAAUAUUGUCGGGAAGAGCUAUCAAAUUUAAUGGGCAAAGUGAAGGAAGUAAUAACUGAAAACGAGGGUUUACAUGAGAAACGAAAGGCCGGAAUGUUGCAAUAUUUUUUGGACAGCUUUGAAGAUGACGACGAUGAUGAUGAUGAUGCUAGUUCAGAGGACAAGGUGGAAUCUCGAAGUAGAAAGAAACCGUUGGUGGGACCAAGUAUUAUUUUUGAGUCUCGUAUUAGUGAGUUGGAGGCACAACUGACACAGACAAAGAUGGAUCUCAAGAAGGCGGUGGAAGAAGCAGAAACUCUACGGAAGAAGAUGUCAGAACAAGGACUUUCAUCGAUGUCUUAUCUUCCCCAAGCCCAGGCAUCUGAAUCAGAGCUGUAUAAACAGAUUGAAGCGUUGCAGAGGGAAAGGGAGGAGUUGAAUGAUAUGAUCAACAAACUUCACGGAACUGUGGCUCAACUACGAGAGAAGGAAGCAAACACUUCACAGAAGCUCAAGAGAAGUCUCGACGCUGUGGACCAAGCGCAGUUUGAGAAGAAUCAGUGUGAAAUGGAAAUGCGCCGGCUGAAAAAUGAAUUAGAACGAAUGAACGAGAAACAGCGAGAAAGUCUGGGAGAGCACAAUAGACGAUUGGCUGAGGUGGAAAGACGAUAUACGAACCAAACUGAACAGCUGAGCGCGGACUUGUCUGCCCAAUGGGAGAACUCUACAAAGUUGAGUCUUGACUUGGAGAAACAAAGAAGAACAGAGUCAGAACUUAGAAGAGAGCUUGUCCAACGGAACGCUACAAUUGAUGAACUCAAGAAAGAAUUGAAUACAAAGACCAGCGCACUGCAGAGUGAACUGCUGGCGUCGUCCGCGGACCGAGACAGCCUCGCGCAGGAGGCAGCUAGUCUGCGGCUGGCGGUGGAGAGGGCUGAGCGGACGUCACGACAAGAGACUGCGCGGCUGCAAGCGGAGGUCACCAGUCUACGGCAGCGACUGGACCGGGCGGACGCUGACUUGCUGCAUGCGCGAAAGGAAAACCUGCGGCUCACCGAGCAGAUCGCCUCUCUCGAGAAGGAGCUACACUUGACCAAACUCACUCAUGAUGGUGGAGAAAAUGAGAUAUUGAAGGAUUCUAAGAGAGAGAAAGAGCUAACAUCAAUGAUUCUUGACAUGGACGCCAAGCAUGUCCAAAAUAUCGCAGAGCUUGAGGGUAUGAUUCAGUCGCAGGCACAACUAGUGGACAAACUAAAGGACGAGUGUCAUUCCUUGACUGAGAAACUAGAGGACACAUCGAUGAGGCACAAAGAGACUCGCAACAGUUUGAGAGAGGAGAACGAGAAGCUACUAGGUCGUCUGGCGUCGGUGUGGGAGAGCUGUAAGGAGCUUCACCUGCUGUGCACACAGUACGGACUGGCUGUGCCGUCACUUGGCUACGAGCCUGACCUGCAGAUGACGGAAUGGUGGGGGAAUAUGAACAGUCGCAGUAUGCCGAACAGCCCGCGGAGGGUUGAUGACUUCCCCCUCUCUCUGCAAGAUCUGUCCCUUCCAAAACUAUAUCUAUGAUACUCCCUCCUUACUGUAACUCAAUCGCUUUGUGUCCCCCACUCCCAACCCAGACACUAUAUCUAAAAUUUCCCUUCUUUAUUGUCCCUCUCCCAAAACGUUUUUAGCUUUUGAGGUUCUAUCUCAAACACCCUCUGUUGCUCUAUUCCUUCUUUAUUUUGCUAUUAUCAGAGAUUUUCUCUCUUCUUAAACUGUAUCUCAAACACUCCUUUUCUUCUGUCGCUCUAUGUCUUUAUUUUGCUCUUAUCAGAGAUUUUCUCCCUUCAUUAAACUAUGUUUCAAACCCUCCUUUCCUUCGGUGCUCUAUCCUCCAUUUAUUUUUCUCUUUUUCAUAGAUUUCUCUCUCCUUAAUCUGUAUCAAACACUCCUUUUUCUCUGUCACUCUAUCCUCUCUUUAAUUUUCUUUUCCUCAGAGAGAUCCCCUCCCUUCUUAAACUUUAUCUCACACUCCUUAUUCUCUGUCACUCUAUCCCCACUUUAAUUUUCUUUUCCUCGUUUAUUUUUCUUCAAGUAAUUCUUUUGGGAUUUCUUCCUUUAUGGAAAUAUAUCUCAUAUUAAUCUCUAUCUCAAAAACUUUCUUUCCCUCCGUUGCUCUAUCCUCUUUUUAUUUUUCUCAAAGAGGGAAUUCCCCCUUAUUGAACAUACCAAAUACUCCUUCCCCACUUGUACAUUUCCCCAUUUUAUUUUCCCCUUAAUCAGAAGUUCUAUCUCUAACACUUCUCCUUUCCUAGUUCUAUCCCCUCUUUCCCCCUUCUCAUUUCCUCCCCACUCAUUCACUCAGUAGUUACCAUUUCCCCACUCUUCACGUCCUUCCCAUUAUCGUUCACUUCCUCCUUCCCUACACUUACUCAUGAUUCCAGUGAGGAACCCCUUGAUGUACUUUCUAGUCUAAAGGUAGAACUUAUGUGGAAGUUUUGUUAUACAAUAAAUGUU